Molecule: messenger RNA, 648 nt
Organism: Cadophora gregata
Lineage: Eukaryota; Fungi; Ascomycota; Leotiomycetes; Helotiales; Ploettnerulaceae
Exons: 3
Coding region: 1-648 (215 amino acids)
Source: RefSeq, a predicted model, not a curated record
AUGUCCUACCAGUCUCCUUACACACCAGUCUCCGGCCAGGAUAACGGCCAGCAAGUACCAGCUGCCCCAGCUUCUCCAGCACCUACCACACCCUCCUCCGAGGCUCGUCUUCCGCCAGGCACGGUACGCCUCACCAACGAUGUCCACAGAGGCCCAGCUCGAUACGCAAACGAGCAGGUAUUCUCCCCCGAGGAUGUUACCGCUCGCGACGAAGAACUUAGACACGGUACCCACAAGUCUAGCGCAUACCCUGAACCAUCAAUCGGAGGCUACCAACUCCCAGCAAUACACGCCUUCACCGACCACGCCCGAACUGCGCCGGUUGAUCGACCUCCUCCUCGCCCAGUCCCGCUCCACCUGAAGAAUGUCCAACCGAGCGCUUGCCUGGUCGAGUAUCCACUCGGCAGUAAGAAGUACUAUACUCUGGAGUGCUUGAAGUGUUUUGCAGCUUUUGAUGGAGUCGGUAGAGCGGUCAUGCAUUUCACGCACAUGGCGGCUCAUGCCGAGCUGAAAGGGCUCGUUACAGCUGAGAACGUGGUGGAGAUAUGUGGUUGUCGUGUGGUAGACGCGACGGAUGAGGAUUAUGCGAGAAUGAAUUGUGCUGCUCGGCAAGCUGCUGCUCUUGCUGCUGGUCCUCGUCCUUCUUGA